This is a messenger RNA of Fraxinus pennsylvanica, 978 nucleotides long. Lineage: Eukaryota; Viridiplantae; Streptophyta; Magnoliopsida; Lamiales; Oleaceae. The record is from the annotation of a GenBank genome assembly.
AUGAGUACAUUGGAUGUAGCUAGAACAGAGCUUGCUCUUGCGGUUUUGUAUCUGAACAAAGCUGAAGCCAGGGACAAGAUAUGCAGGGCAAUCCAAUAUGGUUCAAAAUUUGUCAGUAAUGGAGAGCCAGGCACAGCCCAAAAUGUCGACAAAUCCACCAGCUUGGCACGAAAAGUGUUCCGUCUGUUUAAGUUUAUAAAUGAUUUGCAUGCUCUUAUUAGUCCAACUGCUCCAGGAACUCCACUUCCUCUGAUUUUGUUGGGAAAGUCUAAAAAUGCAUUAUUGUCCACGUUCUUGUUUCUUGAUCAAAUUGUGUGGCUUGGCAGGACUGGCAUAUACAAGAACAAAGAGAAAACGGAACUAAUUGGAAGGAUAUCCCUUUUCUGUUGGAUGGGCUCUUCAAUUUGUACCACUCUUGUCGAGAUUGCGGAACUUGGGAGGCUUUCAGCUUCAAUGAAGAAGUUAGAGAAGGAACUUAAGAACACGAAUAAAUACAAGAAUGAGCAGUACCGCAGCAAGCUUCAAAAGUCAAAUGAGAGGUCUCUAGCCUUGGUUAAAGCAGGCAUGGAUAUUGUUGUUGCAGCUGGGUUGCUUAAACUGGCACCCAACAAGAACAAAGAAAAAACGGAACUAAUUGGAAGGAUAUCCCUUUUCUGUUGGAUGGGCUCUUCAAUUUGUAACACUCUUGUCGAGAUUGCGGAACUUGGGAGGCUUUCAGCUUCAAUGAAGAAGUUAGAGAAGGAACUUAAGAACACAAAUAAAUACGAGAAUGAGCAGUACUGCAGCAAGCUUCAAAAGUCAAACGAGAGGUCUCUAGCCUUGGUUAAAGCAGGCAUGGAUAUUGUUGUUGCAGCUGGGUUGCUUAAACUGGCACCCAACAAGGUCACUCCUCGUGUAACAGGUGCCAUCGGAUUUGGUAGCUCGCUCAUCUCUUGUUAUCAGUUGCUUCCAUCACCAGUGAAGGCCAAGACACCCUGA